AAAUUGCUAGAUCAUGCCUUAAUUUAAAAUAUCUUAAUCUGAGAAGGUGUUAUAUAAUUAGUAAAGAAGCUAUAGAUCAGGUCGUUUCAGUUAAUCCCAAUAUCAAUAUCGUGAAUAUCGUGGAUACUAUAAUGCCUCCUGAUCUGAUUGGAGUGGUUAGAAAUCAUCUUACACAGAACAACGUUGCUAGUAGACAGAUUUUAGCUCAGAGCCUUUAG
Molecule: messenger RNA, 218 nt
Organism: Funneliformis geosporum
Lineage: Eukaryota; Fungi; Glomeromycota; Glomeromycetes; Glomerales; Glomeraceae
Source: the annotation of a GenBank genome assembly